AUGAAAGAGAAUGUCGGGGAGAUACAACAAGUGCCUGAAGACGGUUGCUACAUCCGUGGUCUCUAUCUGGAAGGCGCGCGCUGGGAUCCGCUGGAAAUGAUUCUUGCAGAGUCCCGACCGAAGGAGUUAUAUACAGUCAUGUCUGUCAUUUGGCUCAUUCCGCGGCAGAAUCGACAAAAGAAGGAAUCUGGCGUCUAUGACUGUCCUGUCUAUAAAACCAUCACCAGAUCAGGCACCCUUUCGACAACCGGCAUGUCCACAAACUUCGUCUUUACAGUGGAGCUGCCGACAACGGAGGAACAGAAGCACUGGAUCAAACGUGGCGUGGCCCUCCUCUGUGCUCUGAACUACUGA
This is a messenger RNA of Dibothriocephalus latus, 354 nucleotides long. The record is from the annotation of a GenBank genome assembly. NCBI's taxonomy places the organism in Eukaryota, Metazoa, Platyhelminthes, Cestoda, Diphyllobothriidea, Diphyllobothriidae.